Messenger RNA from Stegodyphus dumicola, 639 nucleotides. RefSeq lists its product as uncharacterized. Lineage: Eukaryota; Metazoa; Arthropoda; Arachnida; Araneae; Eresidae. The record is from RefSeq and is a predicted model, not a curated record.
UCGGAUACAAAUGAUGUAUUCUCGGAUUUCAUUGCGUAUGAAAAGUAACUGUGAGUGAAAUUUCUGCAUAGACUGCAUAGAUGUGAAAUUUCUGCAUAGAAAUUUCUCUUCACAGAAAAUCUUAACCAAUUUACCUAUUCUCAGCUUUGCUCGCAAGAUGAAUAUGUUUUGGGUGUUUAUCAUGAUAGGCACUCUUGCUGUUGUUUCCUGUGAUGAUGGUGCUAAAGACCCGGAACUAGAAGCUGUUCAGCAGAAAUUGCGAAAAUUAGAAUUUAUAGAAAAGCUCAUGGAUGCGAUACCUGUGAAUGGCAGAAAGACCGAACAAAGGGACGACUGUCUCGACUACGGUGAAGAAUGUUAUUUUCUUUCCGGACCGAACUGCUGUGGAUCUGCAACUUGGUGCAGUUACCAAGACGAAUACAUUCCAGGCGACGCUAACAACCCUCCAAGAUAUGUAAAUAGAUGUAGGGUUGGUAUGUUCACCAAAUGAGCUGAAGAAACAUAUGUCUGUCGGUAGAAGAUAGUUUGAUACCUUAGGUUAAGGGUACUUGUAACGAACGUUUCGGCAAAUCUAGCAUUAUAAAAACGUUUCACUUUGUUUUUCUCUUUUCGGAAUUAAAGUGAUUUAAUUUAGCAAAA